Molecule: messenger RNA, 646 nt
Organism: Vigna radiata var. radiata (mung bean)
Lineage: Eukaryota; Viridiplantae; Streptophyta; Magnoliopsida; Fabales; Fabaceae
Product: monothiol glutaredoxin-S1-like
Exons: 1
Coding region: 139-447 (102 amino acids)
Source: RefSeq, a predicted model, not a curated record
CUACCAGAAUAAACCAGCUGAAACUAAUAUAAAUAGACCUUCUCUGCAGCUCAACUUCAACAGAGCAAUUAAAAAAUUCUUGAAGCCCUUUCUACCAUAGUUAAGAGUUAACCUUUAAAAUACUCAGAUUUUGCAGCAAUGGACUUGCUGGCAUCUUUGUAUGCUGACAAGCCAGUGGUGAUCUUCAGCAAGAGCACUUGCUGCAUUUGCCAUUCUGUGAAGGCUCUCAUACGCAGCUUCGGUGCCAACCGUACCGAUAUAGAGGUUGAUAAAAUGGAAAAUGGGGAGCAAAUAGAAAGUGCACUGAUUCAGCUGGGUUGUCGCCCGACUGUACCAGCAGUGUUCAUUGGACAACGAUUUAUAGGUGGUGCUGACGAACUCAUAAGGCUCAACGUCCAGAACCAGCUUGCCCAGUUGCUUUUAAGUGCUGGAGCUAUAUUUCUUUGAAGUCCAUAACCAUGCACUGAAAAUCACCUCAGAGGAUCAAACAAAGGAGGCUCUAGUCUUCUUAAAGCUAAUAAUGUUUCUAUUUAGUUCCUAGCCUAGCUAUGAAAACUAUACAUCAGGUUUAGUGACAGAGCUUCUUCUAGUCUGUUCGUACUCUUAAUUCUUCGCUUCUUUUUCUAAUGCACAACUUCAUUCUCAA